UAUCACUCUCCAUGAGGCUGUCGCCGUGUGGAUCACGCUGCAACUGGAAAAAGUCGCUCUGGAAGUAACAAGAAGUUCGUUUUAACACACAUUUACGCACAGGGAGAAUGAUGGCACAACUUGCGGGUACAUGAUGACGUUUCUGACUCCUUGCAACUUUUGAGGGAAGUAGAAAAGAGAGAGCGAGAGAGACGGCCAGGGGUGGCGGACACAUGUGGUUUGGUGUAAAACGGAACCAGCCGGGUGUCCUCUCCCAGCAGCAGUGCGCUCCCCGCGGCCGCGCGUCGCUCCCCGGGAGGACCAUGCAUGGAUGCGAGGCUGCGCUGCAGGGAUGCUGCGCGCUGCUGCUGGCCGCGCUCUCCUGCGUCCUCCUCCUCCUCCCCGGCUGCACAGGUAACAUCACCGUGGCGGUGAUGCUCCCGGACAACCACCACAAGUACCCAUGGGCCAUGCCGCGCGUCUUCCCGGCCAUCCUCAUGGCGCACGAAGACCUGCACGGCAAACACAAGCUGCUGCUGGGCCGGACCGUGCACAUCCUCAACUACAGCACGGAGGACCCCGUGGCCGGUUCCUGCGCGGAGAGCCGCGCGCAGGUGCUGGCCGUGGACGCCAAACUGUACAUGCGUCCGGACGCGUUCUUCGGGCCCGGGUGCGUGUACCCGCUGGCCUCCGUGGGGCGCUUCGCGUCCCACUGGAAGCUGCCGCUGAUCACGGCCGGGGGGCCGGCGUACGGCUUCGACCAGCGGGAGGACUACCGCACCAUCGUGCGCAGCGGGCCGUCCACCACCAAGCUGGGGGACUUCGCCAACGUGCUGCACGCACACUUCAACUGGACGUCCCGGGCCGUGGUGAUCUUCCACGACCUGCGCAAGGACGACCGGCCGCACUACUUCCUCGCUGAGGGGGUUUUCCUGAACCUGAAGCAGGAAAACAUCACGGUGGCAGCCCGGCCCUACAUGGAGGACCAGGACUACAAGGAGCUGGUUGCUUUCAUGAAGGAAAGCGGGAGAAUCAUAUACAUCUGCGGGCCCCUGGAGACGUUCAUGAACAUCAUGAAGUGGUUUCAGAGUGACAUUCAGGACCCACAAAACUAUGCUAUCUUCUAUCUGGAUGUGUUUGCAGAGAGCUUGACUCAUCGUAAGCCGUGGCAGAACUCUAAAUUUGAGUCGAUCAAUCCCGAGGUUUUUAAGUCUGUUUUCAUCAUAACGUACCGUCCUCCAGAUAAUCCAGAGUACAGAGAGUUUCAGAGCAAACUCCAUGCCAGAGCUCAGAGGGAUUACGGCGUUCAUUUGAAACCGUCGCUGAUGGACUACAUAGCUGGCAGCUUCUACGAUGGUUUUGUGCUGUACGCCAUGGCCUUGGAUGAGACUCUGGCAGAGGGAGGAUCCCAGAACGAUGGCAUCAACAUCACCAUGAGGACGCAGAACCGCCGCUUCUGGGGAGUGACGGGACUUGUUUCCACGGAUGAGAAAAACGACAGAAACAUAGACGUGGACCUGUGGGCGAUGACCAACCAGGAGACAGGAGAGUACGGGAUUGUUGCUUACUACAACGGCACCAUCAAAGAGAUCUUUUGGUCCCAGACAGAGAAGAUCCACUGGCCCAGCGGUGGCCCGCCACCGGACAACCCCCCUUGUGUCUUUUCCACGGACGACCCUUCCUGCAAUGACGGUCACCUGCCAGUUCUGGGGAUCGUGGCCGUGGGAUCCGGCUUGGCGCUUAUCAUUUUUGGAAUCUCCAGUUUCCUCAUUUACAGGAAGCUGAAGCUGGAGAAGGAGCUGGCCGGGAUGCUGUGGAGGAUUCGGUGGGAGGACCUUCAGUUCGAAAGCCCUAAUAAAUACCACAAACGAGCCGGCAGUCGGCUGACCCUCUCACAGAGAGGCUCCAGCUACGGCUCCUUGAUAACUGCCCAUGGAAAAUAUCAGCUAUUUGCAAAAACUGGCUAUUUUAAGGGGAACCUGGUGGCCAUCAAACACGUCAACAAGAAGAGGAUAGAGCUGACAAGACAGGUCUUAAUGGAGCUCAAGCAUAUGAGGGACGUUCAGUUUAACCAUCUGACCAGGUUCAUCGGGGCCUGCAUCGACCCUCCCAACAUCUGUAUCGUCACAGAGUACUGCCCCAGAGGCAGCCUGCAGGACAUUUUGGAGAAUGAGAGUAUUAACCUGGACUGGAUGUUCCGCUACUCGCUGAUCAAUGACAUCGUGAAGGGAAUGAACUACCUCCACAACAGCUACUUUGGCUGCCAUGGAAAUCUGAAGUCAUCUAAUUGCGUGGUGGACAGUCGAUUUGUUUUGAAAAUCACAGAUUAUGGCUUGGCCAGCUUCCGCUCAUCCUGCGAAAAUGAUGACUCGCACGCGCUGUACGCAAAGAAGCUGUGGACAGCUCCCGAGCUGCUCAUAUACGACCACCAUCCUCCUCAGGGGACUCAGAAGGGUGAUGUGUACAGUUUUGGCAUCAUACUGCAGGAAAUAGCUCUGAGGAAUGGGCCUUUCUAUGUGGAAGGCAUGGACCUCAGCCCGAAAGAGAUUGUACAGAAGGUGAGGAACGGUCAGAAACCGUACUUUCGGCCGACAACAGACAACAAGUGCCACUCAGAAGAGCUGACCAUCCUCAUGGAGGGAUGCUGGGCUGAAGAUCCUGCAGAGAGGCCUGACUUUGGCCACAUCAAGAUCUACAUGGCCAAACUAAACAAGGAGGGAAGCACCAGUAUUCUUAACAACCUGCUGUCCAGGAUGGAGCAAUACGCCAACAACCUGGAGAACCUGGUGGAGGAGCGAACUCAGGCCUACCUGGAGGAGAAACGGAAAGCAGAAAACCUCCUCUAUCAAAUUUUACCCCAUUCAGUAGCGGAGCAGCUGAAAAGAGGUGAGACUGUGCAGGCGGAAGCUUUCGACAGUGUCACCAUUUACUUCAGCGACAUCGUGGGCUUCACAUCCAUGUCUGCGGAGAGCACGCCCUUACAGGUUGUCACAUUGCUCAAUGAUCUCUACACGUGUUUCGAUGCCAUAAUUGACAACUUUGAUGUUUACAAGGUGGAGACCAUUGGCGAUGCCUACAUGGUGGUGUCCGGGCUGCCGGUGCGGAACGGCAAGCUUCAUGCGAGGGAGAUCGCCAGCAUGUCGCUCGCUUUGUUAGAGCAGGUCAAAACAUUCAAGAUCCGACACAGACCAAACGACCAGCUGAGACUCAGGAUAGGUAUACACACAGGUCCGGUGUGCGCCGGUGUGGUUGGGUUGAAAAUGCCCAGAUACUGUUUGUUUGGAGAUACUGUCAACACAGCGUCCCGGAUGGAGUCCAAUGGAGAGGCCUUAAAGAUCCAUCUCUCCUCGGCAACCAAAGGAGUGCUGGAUGAGUUUGGUUACUUUGACCUUCAGUUACGAGGAGACGUAGAAAUGAAGGGCAAAGGCAAAAUGACAACGUACUGGCUUCUCGGGGAGAAGACCGACGUGUACGUUAUCUGAGAGGCCUGCUGACCGCGUGGCAGCAGGAAUGGAGCCGGCGGCGGGAGCUCCGGUGGCUGAGCCGCUACUUUAUUUGUUCUAGAAUAAGUCCAUAACAGUGAUUUCACUGCAGAUGAAAGGAAAAUUAACAACCUACGACAAAUGCAGAGGGAUUUCCAGGUAUUUUUAUUACCUGUAUACUGUAACUGAAAAAAAAAGAAUAUUUUGUUCAAUAAACUUAGUAAAACACUCUUUUUUUCACGUGUGGAUUAGGCAGUAUUUUUAUAUUCAUGUUUUUUCUUUUGUGAAUUGUUACUGAUAGAUAUAACUUGACAAAGAUUAAAUAUAAAAUGCUCAAA
Cololabis saira (Pacific saury) is the source of this 3799-nucleotide messenger RNA. RefSeq names its product natriuretic peptide receptor 2 (gene npr2). NCBI's taxonomy places the organism in Eukaryota, Metazoa, Chordata, Actinopteri, Beloniformes, Belonidae. Gene Ontology annotation, biological process: cGMP biosynthetic process; protein phosphorylation; receptor guanylyl cyclase signaling pathway. Gene Ontology annotation, molecular function: guanylate cyclase activity; natriuretic peptide receptor activity; ATP binding. The record is from RefSeq and is a predicted model, not a curated record. Gene Ontology annotation, cellular component: membrane. The transcript has 22 exons. Bases 213 to 3461 code for a protein of 1082 amino acids.